Plectropomus leopardus (leopard coralgrouper) is the source of this 2098-nucleotide messenger RNA. Its product is annotated as twist-related protein 2-like. Gene Ontology annotation, molecular function: RNA polymerase II transcription regulatory region sequence-specific DNA binding; DNA-binding transcription factor activity, RNA polymerase II-specific; protein dimerization activity. Gene Ontology annotation, biological process: developmental process; regulation of transcription by RNA polymerase II. Lineage: Eukaryota; Metazoa; Chordata; Actinopteri; Perciformes; Serranidae. The record is from RefSeq and is a predicted model, not a curated record.
CUGUCUGCCAGGUUGAGAGGGGGAUGUGAAAGUGAGAAAUUUAACAAGGUAACCAGGAAACAGGAGCGACAUCCAAUCCGAUGGAGCUUCAGAAGCCGUAACUGUAUUUUAUGAGAGAGAAGACUUUUUGAUACAAGUUAAGAGCAUCACAGCGACUCGUCUUUGCAGUGAAAGGUUGUCGGUGGACGGUACAAUGAGAGAAGAGGUGUCCUGCACCAAUUCCCCUGAAGGAGGUCUGGGGGCCAGUGAAGAGGAACUGGAAAGAGGAUCGAAGAAGACCCUCCAAGCGGGAAAUCGAAAACGCUCCCCCUACCCUAAGAAGGACAGCCUCGGUCAGGCGGAGGAGAGCAGCACCGGCAGCCCCAACAGCCUGCUGCCAUCCGGGCCAAAGAAGGUGAAGAAGAGCCCUUCCACUGUUGUGUCAUUGGCUCCAACAUCGCUGGGCCCCAGGCUGGAACAGCCCUUCGAGGACCUCCACUCUCAACGCGUCAUUGCCAACGUGCGGGAGCGUCAACGCACUCAGUCGCUGAACGAUGCCUUCGCAUCUCUACGCAAAAUCAUCCCCACGCUACCUUCAGACAAGCUGAGCAAGAUUCAGAUCCUUAAGCUGGCCUCGCGCUACAUCGACUUCCUCUACCAGGUGCUGCAGAGCGACGAGAUGGACGCCAAGCUGGCCAGCUGCAACUACCUGGCCCACGAAAGACUGAGCUACGCCUUUUCUGUCUGGAGGAUGGAGGGAGCCUGGGCCAUGUCCACCAGCCACUAGGAUCCCAUUCUGUCCUAAACCCUCUCGUGUCCACAUCUCCACCCCACCGCCUGUGUCUGUGUUUGCAUCCGUUUCCUGACCUUUGAAUUUUUCUCCUCCCGGUUUGAUCUCAGCCUUUUCAACUCAAAACCUUUGCAUACACUCCUGCUCCAUAAAGGUUCCCUCCACCUCUUCAAGUUGCCCUCCAUUGUUUCCACCUCCACAUGCUCUCCCCUGUCUGUCCUACAGUUUAGUCCAGUGCAACAAGACGCUCCACUGCAGCCACUCAGAAAACCAGCAAAUGGAAAAUUCUCUAAACUCGAAGAAGAAAGUUCCCACCUCACCAGACAAUCCCCAUUUUUUAAAUCUUUUUAAAAAAAACCUUUUUUUUCUCUUACUCUGGACACGUGCUCGACUCAUGACACUGAGAUGAGAUUCCUGCAGCUUGACUCUUACAGCUCUGUGUUUCUGAAACACCGCUGAGGAGACGUGACAGUCAAGCGCUGAACAUUUUAAAUGAUGAAAACAAGGAAAAAAACAAACAGCUGGCCUGCGUUGACAAUGAAACAAAAUGGCUGCUGGUUCGAGUGCCUUUGGUAACACCGUGAUAACCAUCAUCCCCCCGACUCUUUCCCUUCGGAUGACUCACUGCCAGACAGACAUUAAGAUGACUAAUGAUAAUGGCACAGUGAUGGUUAGAGGGCGGUCACAGCCAAUGAAUGUUUACAGCUAAAAUGCUAAUAAGCUAAUCGCUCUGGCUCUCAAGGCCCCGUUUUGUGGGAAAAAGAGGAGCAUGAGGAAUCUGACGCAGAUCUUCUACUCUGUUUUGCUGUAGUAACUGGAUCGCUUUCUGUGUAUUUUGGGGGUUUUAAAGUGUAUCUGUUUGUGAAUUUGGUGUACGCACACUGUAUUACUUUAACUCUGCUCAUGCAUUACUCAAGGCUUUGAUGAAAAAUGCCCAUGGGAAAAUGUCUUAAACCACUGAUCACAGUUCAGCCACUAUUCCACUUCUGUUUUUUCUCACUUCAGCUUCUCUGUUUUUAGUGAGCGUUGCAGAAAGUUGUAUUUUAAAAUGCAAUCUUAUUAAUCUUUUCCCAGCCGCUUUAAGAAAUAUCUUUGCAAACUUGCUGUGAGCAUCUUCACUGAAUAAUGCAGAAAAUAAAAGCAGAAAGCUUCUUGUAAGUGAUGAAGUGAUUCCAGUCAUAAUAUAGAGGAUUCAUUUGAAACCCAUAAGUAGUCUAAUUGCUGUUUCAUAAUGUUUGUGUUGUUUGCAUUAUUGCUUUUUUUAAUAUUCUUUAUCGUGUCAGCUCCUGUGGACAAUAAAACUUCUCUUGGUGCUGUGUAUGAGUGAAA